ACAGUGUUGUCCGUGUGUUCGUCGCGGUCGCGUACCACCUGACCGUCCACGCCGCGCGACUCCACAACCUGUCCAGUAUGCUCGGUGUCCGCGUACUAAGAGUGCCGUACGCCUGACCGACUGGUACCAGUACGGUACCAGUUGCCCUGCAGCCCGGCAGCUGCUCGAGCCUCGUCGUCGUUGCCCCGUCGAGCUGGCUCCGCGAUCGCGAGAACGUCCUCUUCGUCGUUUUGCCAUCCGGUGAACCGGUAGGUCAGUCCGUUGCGCGACGCAGGCGCCGUUUCGGGACUUACACGGGAAGAGGGUACCGUGCGUGCAACUCCUGGCGACCCUGGCCAACACGGUUUCUGGUUCGGCGAAUCCCGUCAGGCAUCAGCGAUCCCCGGUGUCGGGUUCGGGUGACACCUUAUCUCGCCUCGUUGAACUUGGAUUCCUGUUGGGAACAGCUUCCCAGGUGUGGUUCGUGUUUUGCUUCGAACGGUUUCGAGGAUUCCUGGACCCCAUUGGAGCGAAUGGCAUUGUUUGGAUCCAAGUCGAAUAGCCCGGAUAGCGUUUAGGUGACCAGUCCGCGAAAAGGUCAACGAGGAACAACGCCUGGCUCGGGACCGAUCUCUCGCGUGCGAGGAUCGAGAGAGAAGGCACACCGGUUGCGGCAGGUCACGAGGAACGGGUCUUAAGAUGGCCUACAUUAUCCGGCUUUAUCGGUGAGAGAAGCGACGGUUGGAUCGUGGAAGAAACGGAGAGGAGGGCAGGCCACGUGGCGGGCGAGCCGAUAAUAGCGGGAUACGAAGAAAAAUGGGACAAGCGUGGUGCAAGGAGAAGACCUCCAAGGCUCAGGAUUCCAAGUCUCCCUUGGAUCGGGUCUUCGUGCGCUGUGCACAUCGGAUCUAUCCAGGCCUGAAGGAGGAAGGAUCUGUUCUGGGGGGUGCGACGCAAAGAGUGACGAGCUCGGAGAUAGGGUACGCUGGUUCGCCGCCCAGGGAGGUGCUCACGAGAGGAAGGAGCAUAGAUUCCGUGGACAGGCCUUUUCAUCCGAGCGAGUGGGUCGACGUGAACCUCGAAGUGCCAAGUACACCGAGGCCGAGCUCGGUUCUCACGAAUUUAACCGUCGACACGAGCCUCUAUCCCGCCACCACCCCGACGUCCAGCUGCUCGAAUCUGAAGGACACGACGCCGAUCCCGCCCCCGAGACGGCGAAAAAGGAACAAGGGCAGGCCCUUGCCGCCGAAACCGGACGAAGUAACCGAGAACUCGGCGAGCAAUUCGAAGCACGCCGAGGCGACGGACGAGCCGUUAUACUCGUCGGUGCAGUCGCCUAGAAGCAGCGGGGACGAGCAGGACCCGGAGGAGGAGACCGGACACGAGGAGCGCGAAGACGCGGGAAGAAAGACGAAGGAGAUUUAUGAACACAAGGUGAAUGGUACCGGAAGGAUAAUAUCGAGCGACGUGGUGUCCGGCAGGAAGCCUGGCAGGACCACGGAGACUAGUCACUAUCAGCGAAAGGCGCACGAGGGUGAGGAGUACGAGAGAUUCGCGAGGAACAGGACCAGCAAGGACUCGUCGACUCCUAAUCGCGAGGACAAAAGGGGACCGAGGGAGCCGGAGAAACAGAUGAAGGAUACCUUAGGGGUUCCGGAGAAAUGGAGUGGCAACGCGAGGAGCAAGUACAGCACCGUCAGUCUGCCGAAUUACGACGAGUUGGACGUGGCCAGGCAUCAAGGGGAAGGGACGAAGGGCCACGGGGACGACAGGGACAGAACAAAGUCCAGGAGACCCGUCAGGAGCAGCACCGGAUCGCUUCCGGCUGAAUCCUUCCUCGCGCCAUUUUCAGAGAAAACGAGCGUGCGACUGGAGGACUACGUAUCGAGGAGCGGCAGCCCCGAUAACCUAUCGUCGUAUCAGGUCCUGGAGAAGCUGGAUAGCGGGGAGAACGGGGUCGUGGACACCGGUUUCGUAAAGUACGACCCGAGUAAAUCGGAGGAUUGGGAUCUCGACGGCAUCGGUGAUUGCGAAUUGAAUCACCAGCGGCGGCUCUCGUUCGAGGACGCUGCGAGGAAGAACGAAGGUAAGCGUUCUUGCGAGGACGAGGACGUCGUCGAUUUUGCGACUGGUCGAGAUAGCGAAAGAAGGUCUCCGGUCGAUCGAGACGUCGCAGGCUCCCCGAGGUACUUGCAGAAGCCAGAGGCUUUUGGAAAAACACCGUCCCCCGUGACCGACGAGGCGGAAUAUUCCGAAGUGGAUCCAAAUAGGUCUCACUCGAGGUACUUCGAUCCACCAACGAUGCCGGACAGUUGUAGAAUUUCGGCCAACCGAGACACGGUCGCAACCAAAGAGCCAUUUUUCCUGGACGAGGCGAAACAUCGUUCAGCUUUAGAUACGAUCGGAGGGUCCUGCGGCGCGGGGGAGUCCGAUCGAUCGGACCAAUCGAGGAUGAUCUUUGGUCGGAGCCUGUCGAACGAGAGCGAGCCGGAGGAGGACGCGUACGAGUCGAAGGAACUGACGAGCGACCGUCGUCCGGUCAGCCUGAUCAGGACGAUAUCCGAGGAGUCGUUGCCGCGCGAGAUGCUCGAGCAGCAGGACCUGGACGACUUCUUCGACGAGAAGCUGGCCAAGGACGUGCACAACAAGCUGAAGAAGAGCCUGGACGAUCGGCAGACGAGCACGCCGCCGCCCAGUCCGGAGCCCAGGAUCGGAAACGAGCUGGUGGACGGCGACCAUUCGACGCUGCUGAAGGUCCUUAAAGAGGAAGCGGCCGAGGAGAGCAAUCUGAGCUCGAUGACGCCUAGCCUGACGGAGCUGGAGGUGGCGUUGUCGGACAUGUUGGAGAAGGAGGAGGCGCAGGAAGCCGCGAAGGACGACGGCAGGAGGAACGGGAGCAACGAGCUGAUCCCUGGGAGCCUCCCGAACCCGGAGAUCGUGCCCAUCGGGCGGAAUCUCGGUUGUUUGAAGAGCGACGAGAUUAAUCGAUCCGGCGAGGCUGCAGAGAGAACGGCCGAUCAGAUUCCAAUCCGUCAGGAGUCCGAGAAGAACCAGGUUCCCGUGUCUCUGGGGCAGAUUCUGGAGGACAGGAAGCCGAUUACCGGCAGGAAGGUCUCGUUCUGCGCCUGGGAGGAGACGGCGGCCGAAACGGAGACCCCGAACGAUCGGGAAUUCACUGAACGUCCGACGGAUUUAGAUAAGAACGUCGUUUCUCGUCUGAACGACGACCGUGGGUGGGUUCCGUCGGGUCAGCACGUCGCGCGUCCCGCGGAUACUCCGCCCGAGAAACCGAGCAGGCUGCACAGAACUAUGGACGAGCUGUUCGAGGGCCCGGGGAUCGUUCCCACACCGCCACGCAGGAGGAACAAGAGCCUGGGUGUCGCCAAAAGGGAGAUCGAAGCUGCGCAAAACGGCUCGGUGAUCGUCGACCCUUACGCGAACGACAGACUCAUUUGAUCGCUUCCGGCGCGAUAUUCUAACGAGUACUUAAACGAUAGAACCUGGUGCGUUUGGUACGUUAGCUAUUGUCGACGGUGGACUCUUCCCUGUGCUCGAUGAUAUUGUCCUUAGACGAUGGAAUUUUAUGCAUUUAUGGUACAUUCUACUCUGUUUCAAAAAAUGAUGUAUGUCCUCAAAAUGGUACAACCGUUAGACUCGACUCAACAAUAUUUAAUUAUGAAUUUCAACAGAAAGAACAACACGUAUACGCGGUGAAUGCAUGAAAUCCACUAGUCAUUAUCGAUACGAAAGGAAAUACAGUUUCGAGCGACUCGGGCAAAGGUUAAGGAACUAGUUGGAUCAUUUCCUCUUCGACGUGGACGCGAAUUCGUUCGGCGCAAGGACUCGAAAGUGCAUCGAAGUGGUCGCGAGAAUUUCUCCGUCUCGGUCGGGGGUCUUUCUUCCGCGCGGAACUUCUCCUAACGAACUUGCCGCUCCCGAAGAAAGGACGCGCGUCGCGGACUUCGAAAAUCGCGAAACUUCGUUGGGAAAGUUUCCGGGGAUCGAUCGGAUCGCAGAUGCUGGCGAUCCGUUCUCGUUCGCGAACGCGUCGCGUUGUUUGCCCUCGACGAACUGCAUAAGAAAUCGCGUUGAAUCGAGACGAACCGUCGAUACCAUCGAUACGUUUUACGUUUGACAACGAUACCGCUGUAUCGAAUCGUUCCGACUGCCGGCCAUAGUCGUAACGAUUUAUCGCACGAUAUAACGCACGAUGGUUGUGUUGCUGCCAUCCAGCGUGACGGAACAUUCGCGUUUUACAGUUAUCGUCGGACGAGCGUAUCGACCAAAACUUACGAAUAGUUACAAGGGACGCGAACGUAAAGAAUAUGGCCGCCGCGUUGCACCGAAACCCUCGACUGUCGUCGUAUUAAUUAGUCUUAUCGAUCUACCGAAUAUCGUUGAUGAAUAAAAAAUUAUUAGAGUGAACUGUACAGUUUACAAAUCGUUAUAGGAGUCGUACGUCGAGUUGUGACGAUAGUAUGGCUGCGUUGCACCGAACAACUCAGCCGCCUUAGAAUCAUCGUAUCGAACGAAAUGAUAUAUUUUUGAAGUCUUUAAAUAAUUUUAUCGAUCUGUUGAGUGUCGUUGAUUAAUUGUUGAUGAAUAAAAAAUUACUAAUUAGAGUUCCCAGAGCCUCAAUAUUAGAUUACUCGGAAUGGAGCUGUUCCGGAACGCCUAUUGACAAUUACAGGGAUCAUGGAUGCAACAAUUAAUUCUACAAUAAAUCGUGCGUCGUACAAUGGUCGCAUGACAAUUGCAUCGUGGGAUAGAUCGAACAAUAAUCUCCAGAAACUUCACAAUUAUCGUCGAAUAGGUGUAUUAACAAACAUUAUAUAACCUCUAUCGGUUCAUUAAAACGCACGAUAAAUUAAUACGUUCAUGGCACGUAUAAUGAUUCAUGACACUGUUAUAUCUCCAUUCAACAUGGCAGGCUGUACUAUGAGUCCCAACAAACUCUAAAACUAUCGUCGAAUAGUCGUAUCGAUCAAAAAUAUAGAAGUCUAAUGAUGUAAUAAAUAGUUACAGUAGUCA
Molecule: messenger RNA, 5010 nt
Organism: Colletes gigas
Lineage: Eukaryota; Metazoa; Arthropoda; Insecta; Hymenoptera; Colletidae
Exons: 10
Coding region: 796-3435 (879 amino acids)
Source: RefSeq, a predicted model, not a curated record